This is a messenger RNA of Diabrotica virgifera virgifera (western corn rootworm), 10635 nucleotides long. RefSeq names its product transcription factor EC (gene Mitf). The record is from RefSeq and is a predicted model, not a curated record. The transcript is spliced from 6 exons. Gene Ontology annotation, molecular function: RNA polymerase II cis-regulatory region sequence-specific DNA binding; protein dimerization activity; DNA-binding transcription factor activity, RNA polymerase II-specific. Gene Ontology annotation, biological process: regulation of transcription by RNA polymerase II. Bases 298 to 1938 code for a protein of 546 amino acids. Gene Ontology annotation, cellular component: nucleus. NCBI's taxonomy places the organism in Eukaryota, Metazoa, Arthropoda, Insecta, Coleoptera, Chrysomelidae.
UUGUGAUCCGAGAUCUCCGCGGCGCGUUGAUUUCGUUGUUUCGCUUCGCUAUUUCGCAUUUUCCACACGAACUGACUUCAGACUGACUGAGAGCUUCAAAGCCAAGCAUUAGUGGCGCAUUCACGGCUAGGCCCUGACAUUGGGCUGCCUAGCAUAAGCGUAAGCGUUAUCACCAGAAAAACAGAAUAUUAUUAGUGGCAUUCGACUUGCCUACUGAUGGUUGCGUGAUGCUAUAUAAUGCUAGGUGACACUUUUUUUAUUUUAAGUAACAAUCUGUGAACAAACUGUGAUAAAAAAAUGGCUGAAUCGGGUAUCGAUAUAGGAUAUGAUCUCUCUGCUCUUCUUUCUGACGACUUUGAUAUUGAAAGUGCUAUCGACUUUGACGACCUCUUGGGAACCCCGAAAAACCAGGAGUUUUACGAACUUACCUCAAAAACUAUGCCAGUAGUGGAAAGCACACCAAAUUUGAAAACUAUAAAUCCAGCAUCGAGGACGCAACUAAAGCUUCAACUAAUGCGGGAUCACGCCCUCCUGGAGCAACAACGACAAAAACAAGAGAAUACACAAAAACCUCCUCCUCACCCUCAACACCCGAUUCACUCCAACCACCACCACAACCAUCACAACCACGCUAACCACAACUCGAGUCCUAUUAGUCCUAUUAAUAAUCACAUUCAGAACAUAAAUAUUCCUAAUAAUCAGCCAUUAAAAGUGCCAUUAAAUAGUAUAGCAGAAGUUCCUCCACAAGUUUUACAAGUCCAAACGAAGCUAGCGAAUCCUACGAAGUAUCAUGUGAUGCAAAAGCAGAAGAACCAAGUGAAACAGUAUUUGAGUGAGUCGUUUCAAACGUCGAGUGUUGUGCCCCCAAAUCAUAGAUUAACUCAGACUCACAGUGCUCCGACUUGUGGUACUGGUACGAAUGGAUACAGCAAUUCAACGAACUUUACCAAUUCACGGGGAUUCUACCCACAGGGAAAAGUCUCACCGAAUUACGAUGUUCCUGCGCUUUCACCAGCUCUAAGUUCUGGAGCUACCAGUUGUACAUCUGAGGCUGAGGAUCUAAUAGAUGAUUUGUUAUCGCUGGAGUCAAGCUCGCUUGCGUCUGAUGGUUUCAAAACAGAUAACUUUACAGGAAGUGAUCUCAAUGUCAAAAAUGAACCAUAUCCUCUAAGUGAUGCUGAACUGCAUGCUCUUGCCAAAGAUCGCCAGAAGAAGGAUAAUCAUAAUAGGAUUGAACGUAGGAGAAGGUUUAAUAUUAACGAUAGAAUUCAAGAAUUAGGAUUGUUGCUGCCCAAAAAUACCGACCAAUUUUACGAAAUUGUUAGAGAUGUCCGCCCAAACAAAGGCACAAUUUUAAAAUCUUCCGUGGAAUAUAUCAAAUGUUUAAAAAACGAAAACCUAAGGCUGAAUGAAAGAUUGAACCAUGUAUUGCAACUAGAAGAUCAACUUAAAAAAGUGGAAUCUACGAAGAGGAAACUACAGCUGCGAGUGCAGGAAUUAGAGAACCAAGUGAAAGCUCAAAGUUUGCCAGCAGCUGAUUUUAACUGGCAGAAUAUUUCUGUUGCCAACCCGUCUCCCUUCAGUUCAUAUAACCAACAGAAUACACCUUCUGUGUCAUUAUUACCGACGAUGGUAUUAACGGAUCCUUGUCGAAAAAUACCGGAUGUACUAUCGGACACACUGUCCGAAGCCUCACUCAACUUAACCACGAUGGAAGAGGGAAUCGACGAUGACGAAUUAGUAUACGGGGUAAAUGGAGAUCCAAUGCUUUCAUCACCACACGCCCUCCAGACUGACGCUCUGUUGGUCUCCCCGGGUCCUGCAUCCAGGGAUCCAAUGGUCGGCGGUCAACGUCUGCCCACUCCCACGCCCACCAGUCACAUAGAAGAAGACGUGGAUACGUUAGAUAUGGAAAUGAUCGCCUGUGAACAAAGUUAAUAUGGUUGAAAAUACUCUGCCGGACAAAAAAGCUCAGACACAACUUUAAACCUAAAAUGUUUAUUCCUGCACUCUGUUUUUGACUUCAGUAUCUUUUUUCUAUUUCCGCAUAUUCUAAAGUUUUGCUUUUAACGAGCUCGGCUCGGUUUGUUUCUUGCGAGCCGAGCUUCGAGCCGAAUCAAAUUUUUUUCGAAUCGAGCCGAGCUGAAUUCGAAACGAGCUGAGCUUUCCUAACGAGCUUGUCAAUAUUUUAGCUAAUAAUCUAGCCAGUAUUUCUGCUACGACUGAUACUUGUGUUUGAGAAUAAGUAAUUCAGACUACAAAUAUGUAUUUUCAAUAUGCAGUGUGUCCGUAAAUUACUACGAAUAUUACAUUUUAAAUGCAUUAUUAUGGUUUCGAGCUCGACUCGGCUGGGCUCGAACUAUUCGAACCGAGCCGACACGAGUCACGAGCUCAAACCACUCAAACUACAGCUCGAAGUUCAAGCUGUUCAAAAGCUCGGCUCGGCUCGAGAACAUCCCUAGCUGGCUUCCAAUCCCGAAAUAAAAGAAAUAAUUCAAUACAGACGCUAUAGCGACAAAUACUUAAAACAGUUUGAAGCUUUACAUAGAUCCGAAGAACUAAAGACUUCUACUGGGACCAAGUUCUGGUAAAACAACUUGAACUCGUGCGUUCUAAAAGUUGCAAAUAGUAUUGCCCACAAUCGGUCUUGGUCUUGCAGUCUUGGUCUUGUUCUUGCGUUUUUGCAAGACCAAGACCAAGACCGCCUAAUUUCAGCAAGACCAAGACCAAGACUUGCCGUGCAAGAUUUGAGCAAGAACAAGACUAAGCCUGCAAGACUCUUGCGUCUUGCAGUUAGAACUGAGGAUCGUUUUAGAGAGUAUAUUAGUUCGGGUAUAUUCUUAGAUACUCUAUGAGAGGCAAAAAAAUGUUUAACAAAAAUUUGGAAAAUUUGACUUAUGCGCAUUACGAACAUACAUAGCGAAUCAAAAUAUCUAUAACACUUGACACAUUUGACACGUACUCAGAGAUCAUUAUUACAAUGCAAAAAUAAAAUAUUUUUACAUACUCUCCCAGCAGACGACAUCUUCGCUCUGAAAUUAAUUGUCCAGGUUUUGAGAAUAGCCGGCCUUUAUUCAUAAAUUAAUAUUCUUGCGUUGCGACCUUGCGAUGCCGACAAUAAUGUUAAAAAUAUGUAGCUGAUAACAAAUAUACCUAUUACAUCUUAUCGGUAUAAAGAAUAGUAAGACUAUUAUUUAUAAUUAUGACCUCAUUCAGUUAGACAAAAUUUGGUAAAAUAAUGCCGGCUAUACAUACCGUGUAAACAAAAUAACGAAAUAUUUAAUAACGAUAUACUGUCUACCGAGGCAUUGAACAAAGAAAUAUUACAGUGAAAUGUAUACAAGACAAAAGCACAUUUAUAGCAGUUUUUUCUGUAGUUAAAUUAAAUUGGUCAUUUGUUAUAUCAAUCGACUACUCUUUUGUUACUCUUUAUGUUUGGUGAUAUACACUAUUCCAAGAAAUUAACGCACCACCUUAAAAAUGGGUCAUUUUUGAUGUCUUGAAUUUCCUAAACCUGUUGUCCGGGUGUACCAAUCAAACUGUGUUUUUUUUUUCUAAAAGUUCGUAUCACCCUAUGGAAUAUUCUAGCUUAUAAAAUAUUAAAAUUAAAACCCAACUAUAGCCUCAUAUUUUCUUAACAUUUUGUUUUUUGAUUCAUUCGCUUAUAUGUUGGAGAAUAAAAAGUUAAGUACUUUUUUAGCUAGCCAUGUUUUUCAUCAAUACAGGGUGUUUUUAAAAAAUAAGUAUGGCAAACUUUAAGGGGUAAUUACUCUGCACGAAAAAGUAAUGACAGUUUGCUUUUAAACGUAUGUUCGCAAAUGCUUCGUUUCCGAAAUAGGGGAUGUUAAAAUUGUUCUUACAAACUGACGAUUUAUUUAUUGCUCUAAAACUGGUUGAGAUAUGCGAAUGAAAUUUGGUAGGUUUUAAGAGGUAGUUAUUACGCAUUUUUGACAUACAAUUAAGAUUUUAAUAUUCACCAUGGCGCGCAUAUCUACGUGUAACCGGUUUGUUUAGAAUUACCCCUUAAGAUUUGCCAUACUUAUUUCAAAACAGCAUGUAUUGAUGAGAAACAUGGCUAGUUAUUAAAAUACCUAACUUUGUUGUUAUCCAAGCGAAUGAAUAAAAAAACAGAAUGUUAAGAAAAUAUCAGACUGUAGUAGGGUUUUAAUUUCAGGCUUUAUAGCCAGACUAGGCUAUAGCCAGGCUUUAUAGCCAGACUAGGCUUUAUAGCUAGACUUUAUAAAGGCUAGAAUAUUCCACAGGAUGAUGCGAACUUUGAUAAAAAAACACAGUUUGAUUAGUACACUCAUUGGUACCGGUACGGUAUCCGGUACCUACAGGUACAACGACAAUUUACCUUCUAGCAACAAUAUUAUUACAGCAAUAUUGUUAACGAAUAAAUAAUUCAAGCUGCAAAUUAUUUACCUACUCUGUUACGUUGUUCUAAGAUAUGUAAUAGGCUAAUUGGCAACUGCGAGACUUGCAAGACUCUUGCUGCAAGACCAAGACCAAGACCUGGAGCGCAAUACCAAGACCAAGUGUACUGUUGCAAGACCAAGACCAAGACUGUCGAAGUCUCGUCGUGGUCUUGCAUUUGGGCAACACUAAUUGCAAAGCAAACGAACGAUGAAUUAGAAGACUAAGGAAAAUCUAAAAUUGCAUUUCACUACCCGUCUAUUCAUCUAGGUAAAAAUUGCGACGAAGCUUAAGGUUUGGACAAUUCGAUGUAAAUAUCAGGAUCGACUUGUUUUGUAAUGCCCCUUUGUCCGCUUCUUCUCGAUCGACGAUGGUAAAUAAAUGUUUGAGUGUGGAGUAAAAUAUGGUUUUAUUGACAGCUACUGAGUAUUACACUAUAGAUGUUGUUCAGGUAAAUUUCUACGAUAGACAGUGCCGGAUUUAAGGGGGGGGGCAGGAUGGGCAGCUGCCCGGGACCCACACAUUUCGGGGGCCCCCACAAAGCCUCCAACGUAAGAGGUUCAUUUAAAGGGAUAUUGGCAGGAGAUACAGGAACUCGACAUCGACAAUGUAUGUCGAGUAUUAAAUGAAGGAGCGUAGGAGUGAUAAUAUAAUACAUUAUUCAUUUUCACCUUCCACCGGGUGAAUGUAUUGCUUCUUUUGUAAAUUCUUAUCUAGUGUUCGUACACAUUUUAGCCACAGAGGAUUUUGUGAUUGGAAACAUGCAGAUAGUAGGCUUAUGGAUCACGAAAUGUCUAAAGCACACGAAAGAAUUGGGCGUAUUGAUACUGAAAUAGCAAAACAGGCCGAAGCAAUAAAGAAUUAAAAAAACCAUACAGAAGUAAAAACUUCCUUUGUAUAAUGGUAUAAAAAAGUUUUAUUAAAAAACAUUAAAAGUCCUCCAAAAGGAUUUGCAAAACGUUUUCAAUCUGGAUCAGAUCAUCCUCAGUGCCUAGAACGAAGUAUUACAAUAAAGAAUUAUUGGAAAAUAAUCAAAAGACUAAUUUUAGUGUUACAAAGUUUAUUUGUGAACGAGAUUUAGUAUUUCGCAGCGAAAAUGAGUUGUCAAGUUCAACAUAAAAUGAAAAUUAUUUGGAAAUACUCCAGCCAUUAGCUGAAUAUGAUCAAUUUUUGAAGCACCAUAUUAAUAAAUAUUCAAAUCCUGGAAGCGGACAUGUCAACUAUCUUUCAUUAACCAUAUGUGAGGAAAUUGUAGGUACAUCCAAUGGGUCAAAACGUAUUCAAUGAAAUAGUUUUAAGGAUUAAGAAGUCAACAUUUUAUUCAAUUCAUACCAAUCAAUGAACUGUGAUAUUUCGUGACAUAAAAAGUUUCACUCCUGUUGAGAGGUUUACCAUAUUUUUGUCAAAUCGCGGUCAUAAAGCAGAAGAUAUAUUUAAUUCUCUAAUGACAUUUUGAAAGAACAUGAUAUCGAUUUGAAAAACUGCAGGAGAUCGUUCUACGUUAAUGCGUCAGUUAUCAGUGGAAAAUGCAAUAGUGUUCAGGCUGAAAUUAUAGAACAAAAAGGUACGUAUCCAUACGUGGGUGCUCCGUGCUCGUUGUAGCUGCUCAAAUGGAUACGGCAUGCGCUCCCCUACAUAUAAACCGCAAACCGGUUGAAUCAAAGAGGGUGAGUGCCGUAUUGCGAGCACCAACCUGUCCACUAUGUGGAGCUGCUACACCGAGUACGGAGCACCCACGUAUGGAUGCGUACCUUAAUACCUUGGAGUUGUGGAUUCCUUGUGUCGCCCACUCUCUAAAUUUAGUUUCAAAAGCUGCAACUGAGUUUUAUUAUUUAUCAUGUAUUAGCAUAGCACAGCAUUCUUUAAUUUCUUAGAAGAACUAACUCUAUGUAUUUUUCACUUCCUCUACAUAUACAAUACAAUUUUUUAACAGAAUGUUUAAAAGCUGCGUGUUUAAGCGACAGCAACGCAGACCGUGGCAAAAAUAUUAUUGUUCCUAAAAGAGCAAAUACUACUUGAUGGUCAUGGAGGUGAUGCCGCAAAAGAACUAGUUAAAGGUUAUAAUCCGAUUAAAAGAGCAUUAUCCAAAAUUUCGGAAGACUAUGAGCAAUAAUUUAAAAUUCGUAGCAUUGCAAAUGGUUUGUACCUAUAAUAGAAUGUGUUUACUGGAAACAGAGAGGACAUUAGGGAAGACAAACAGCACAAGUCGUAUUCUUCAAGAUCCAAAUAUUGACCUUAAUUCAGGAGUGGCAGUACUUAGAUCACUUAAAUAAAUUAUACAGUCAAGACGUGACAAUUUCGAAAGAUAUGAGAACAUCAGAGAAGUUUAGAACUCAAAAUUUCAUCGCUAUAAUAGAUCACUUCAUUACCUCUUUAACUCAGAGACUGUCUACAUAUGAAUCCAUUCAUUCCAAUUUUGGAUUUUACAUAAUUUUGGAAAAUUGGAAAAUUGAACUCUCAAUGAAAUUGAAGAUCACUCACUCAAUCUUGCCAACAUUUAUAGCAAUCAUUUAGAUGAAAACUUAUGUGUCCAUCUGGUACAGUUUGUAAGAUUUUUCAAUGCAUUUAAAGAAGAAAUCAGCUCAUCAAAUAUAAGCAAAGAACUUCAAAUGUACGAACUGCUAAAAGAAAAGAAUAUGAAUGAUGCUAUUCCAAAUGUUGAGGUGACACUUCCUGUUUAUAUUUAGUUCUGAUGCUAACUAACUGUAGUGGAUAGUCUCACAAUUUAAGUUAAUUAAAAAUCGACUUUGGUCUAUGAUGGGCCAAGAGUGUUUGAAUCAUCUCUCUAUAAUGAGCAUUGGCCACGAUGUCUUAAUGCAACUAGAUAUGUCCCACAUAAUCAAGAAUUACAUCUUAUUAUUAUUUUUAAUAUUUUACUGUAACAAGCUAUAGCUCUUGUACUUUUAAUUAUUUAAAAAUAUAUUUAUAAAAGUAGAUCAACAUUUUUUUAAUGGUAGGAGGUAGGGCCCCACACCAAUUCUGCCCAGGGCCCCCCACUGCCUUAAAUCCGGCUCUGAUGAUAGACUGCGACUGACAGUCCCUUUGGCUAAUUUAUAAUCUUGUCAAAAUAUACAAUUCAUCAAUAAGUUGCAUGACAAGAGCAACGAACUUUGUAAUCUUUCGAAAGCUUACAACUACAGUUUUUUGAGGAAACUAUUGCAACAUGUACUAGGAAGUACAAUUGGAAAUACCACGAUUUGGCAGUUAAGUUAGGUUGCAAAAGGUGCACUGGACUCUAAUAAUUAAAAUAUUACUCGAUAUAUUUUCCCAAUGUUUCAAUUAUACACGGUGAAACUAUAAAAGUUGAAGAAGUUAAGAAUAAUGUGAGAUUACAAAUUAAGGGAUUAAUUUGAGAAUGAACAGCUUUUUUUACUUAGAUGAGUACACAGGUAGUGAAAUGUAAUUUUAGAGUUCCCCUAGUCCUCUUCUAAAUCAUCGUUCGUUUGCUUUCCAAGUUUUAGAAAGUACGAAUUCAGGUCGUUUUACCAGAACUUGGUCCCAGUAGUAGUUCUUCAGAUCUUAAGCUUCGAACUGUUUUUGAUUUUAAUAUUUUUUUUAAUACGACCUUUAAUUUGAGUCGAUCAGUAAAGAAAUAAGUGUCGGUGUUUUUGUCGGGCAGUGUAUUUACUGCGAUGUGUAUUGUAACUGUUGUUCGAUUUUUAUUUACGCCUGCAUGUUCCAGGCCCACGAUAUUAAAUCAUCAACGUAUCUACAGGGUUACGUACAAAGUUUUCGGUCUAUGAGUAAAAGUAUUAGUUUUAAUUUAAAAAAUAUUUAUGCUUUUAAUGUAAACGCCCCUUUUACGGCAAAAAUUAUCGAUAUAUCACAAUUAUCUUUCUUCAUUUAACACAAAGCGUUUACCAAUAUUAAUUUCUGAUGAUUUGUUAAUUUCCUAUCAGCAUCCCUUUAAAAUAUUAGUUUUCUUUCCAUUUUCUAUUUGCCAAAAUCCAGUUGUUUCCCCCUAAUAUAUUCUCUAGGUAAGCUAUGCUUUUUGUCAUAUAAAGCUGGGACCCCAUGGCACGUGGCAUGGCACGCCAAGAGAACCCUCUAUUUUUUGCCCGCUCGGAUCGGCGCGAGGUCCAUCGUUUAUCAGCAAAUGAACAUGGUUAAAAGAAAGUCAGAAGCUGAUAAAGGGUGAUAUCCCAUCAACCCUUCCGACUCGGCUAGGGGCUGGUACAGUCGGUGUCGUGGCGUCGUGGUAAUUUUACUAUGGAGUGGUCUAACGACGUUAUGUUGGAAUUUUUAUCAUGUGUACAACGAGCAUUUCGUUUACACUACCAUUUGCCGCCCCGUUCACAAGACCAAGUUACAAGACUUGAGUUAGGAACUUUGAAAGUACUGGUUCAACAUCACAAAAAAGAGGUGGCAGUAUCAGAACUGCUCGCACAUCACAGAAUAUUAAAACAGUGCCAAAUUCAUUACACGCGAGUGCUCGAAGAUCCCUGCGAUGACUCGCAUGUAAUGAAUUUGGCACAGCUUCAAUAUUCUGUGGUGUGCGAGCAGUUCUGACACUGCCACCUCUUUUCUGUGAUAUUGAACCACUACGUUCAAAGUUCCUAACCCAAGUCUUAAUAGCCAUGUUAGAAGAAACUGCAGCGCGGAAAUGCGUGUAAACGAAAUGCUGGUUGUACACGCACAAAACUUUCACCAUUUUUGUAACAAGCUUUCACAGCAAAUGCGCGUUGUUCACAAAACCACGCUUCCAUGAUAACUAAACUUUCCCACUCUCCAGAUUCACAACGUUUACGUCGCAAGCCCGCGGCUCCUCCAUUUUAUCACCAGCAGCGUUGUCAAAUCUUACCGUUUCACUGAAUCGCCUUGUAUUUCACAGUAACGUGAGGCACCAAUUGUUAAUUUUUUUCAUUAUUAUCUAUUUUCUAUUUCUCUUUGCCGACGUGAACUGGCGAAGAGUGCUAAGCUACAUUCCAUGGACUCCCGUCUUUAUACAGGGUGUCCAGAAACUCUACCGACAAACGAAGACAGGAGAUUCCUCAGAUAAUUUUAAAACCAUUAAACCAAAUUCACCUAGUCCGAAAAUGCUUCCUAAGAGAGCUAGAGCUCUUUGAAGAUGGCGUCUUUUAACUAGUUUUUCUUAAAUACCUCCAGAACGCUUCUAGUUAAAAAAACAAAAAUUGGUACACAGAUUUAUCUUCAAGAGAUAAAUCGAUUCCAUCUAUUGUCAAUUUCUAGUAUCAGUCAUAGGCGUCCGUUGUUGGUGGGGCAACGGUUAUUUUAUCGCAUAACUUUUCUGUCUCUAACUUUUAAGCAUUUUUGAUAAUGGAUUAUUAAAUUGUGAGGUAUUCUAGUAAUAAAAGGUACUCUAGCUUUAAGUCGGUAGGACACACCGUUUUCUAGAAAAAUCGAUUUGAAAAUUUUUCGUUUCCUGAAUUUGAAAAAAAAAAUUGAAAAUAAUUUUCAAAAAAACGUGUAUUUUACCAUUUAAAGCAAGAGUAACUUUUAGUGGUAGAAUACCUUAUAAUUUAAUAAUCUAGUGUCAAAAAUCCUUAAAAAUUAAAGACAAAAAAGUUCUGCGAUAAAAUAACCGUUGACCUACCCAAAACGGACGCAUAUGGCCGGUACUAGAAAUUCGCAGUUAAUGAAAUCGAUUCAUCUUUGAAAUAUAAAUAAACGUUUGAAAUUAUUUUUGAUAUUCAAAAAACGAAAAAAUUUCAAAUCGAUUUUUCUAGAAAACGGUGUAUCCUAUCGACUUAAAGUAAGAGUACCUAUUAGUACUAUAAUACCUUACGUUUUAAUAAUCCAGACUCAAAAAUGAUUAAAAAUUAAAAACAAAAAAGUUAUGCAAUAAUAUAAUUGUUGCCCUACCCAAACGGACGCCUAUGACCGGUACUAGAAAUUUGCAAUGGAUGGAAUCGAUUUAUCUUUGGAAGAUAAAUAAGUGUACCAAUUUUCCUUUUUCCAAAUAGAAGCGUUCUAGAGGUAUUCAAAAAGAAGGAAAAACUAAUUACCAGACGCCAUCUUCAAAUAGCUCUAGCUCCCUUAGGAAGCAUUUUCGGACUAGGUCAGGUUUCGUCUUGAGUCGGAAGAGUCAAAAAUUACAAUUUACAAAAGUUCAAAGUUUUUAAAGAGCCACAAAUUUUUUUUGUCAACAAUAAAUAGUACUCGCAUAAAUAAAGUUCUUUGAUGAAAAAAACAAAUACGUAUAUAAGGUUUUUCACAUAUACAGUGUGUUCCAACGUAAAUUUGCUCCCCCCCCCCCCC